UAGAUUAAAUUCAACUUCAUUCUUGUUGGCAUGCCCAAAAAAUCGAUGCUAAAGUUCACCACCGAAAUCUAAAAUACUAUCUAAAUAACGUGAACGGUACAGUGAUUAAUUUGUAAAGUGCAUUAGAUAUCAAAUCUCAAUUAAUACUUAACCGUUUAUACAUAUAGCAUUACGUAAUUUUAAUACAAAGAAUUUCUACUAUCGAACGCAUUUUUUGUUUGUUUUUACGAUCAUCUUGUCUAUUCGCUCAUUUCUGGACGAUUUUGGAUCAGUUGUAGGCUCGUGGUGGGAACGCGUUGCAUGACUCGAACCGAGCCUUACUUUUAUAAAGUGCAGCUUUUAAUUUAACUUUUACUUCGUACGUGACCUACUCCAACGACAAAUAAAAUAUGUCCAAUAAUAUUCGAUUGGUAUUUCCUUUCGUUAACGGUAGGAAUGGAGUCCGGGUGCGCCGAUUUAGCAGCGCGUCGCAGGCUACGCUGGAGAAGUCAGGUGAUUGUCAAAAUAAAUCAGUUGCAGCUGUGCGAGGCACAUUUCGACGUAUGCCAGUGCGUACAAUGGCCGCGAGUGCUCACGAGAAUCGGUGUCUCAAUUACGACAAUCUCAAUCCAAAUGUGAAGAUUAUGGAGUACGCGGUCCGCGGACCGAUCGUCAUUAGGGCAACGCAAAUCGCCAAGGAAUUGCAGCAAGGAGUGAAGAAGCCAUUCACCGAAGUGAUCACUGCCAACAUCGGCGAUUGUCACGCAAUGGGCCAAGUACCUAUCACUUUCAUACGUCAGGUCUUAAGUAGCGUUCUUUAUCCGCCGCUUCUGGACGACCCCAGCAUUCCGGACGACGCGAAGCAGAGGGCGAGGGACAUUCUCAAGGCAGCCAGGGGAUCGGUCGGGUGCUACACCGAUUCGACCGGUCUCGAAUUGAUUCGAAGACACGUCGCCGAAUUUAUCGAACGGCGCGACGGUUAUCCGAGCGAUUGGCAAAAUAUCUUACUCUGCGGAGGAGCGAGCGACGGAAUUAAAAACUUUCUAAAACUAUUCAUCUGCACUGUUAACGGAAAACCACCCGGCGUAAUGAUUCCAAUUCCCCAGUACCCGUUAUACUCUGCAUCGCUAGCGGAAAUGGGCAUAACUCAAAUCGGCUACUACUUGAACGAGGCGAAAAACUGGGCGUUAGACGGGGCCGAAUUAGAAAGGGCGCUAGAGGAAAACAAGAAAUGUUGCAUUCCGAAAUGUAUAGUCGUAAUUAAUCCAGGUAACCCCACCGGCCAGGUUUUGACCAAGGAGAACAUACAGGAAAUUAUUAAAUUCGCGCACAAACACUCGCUAUUUAUUCUUGCCGACGAGGUAUAUCAGCACAACGUCUACGCGGAGGGUUCCGAAUUCUUUUCCUUCAAGAAGGUAUUAAUGGAAAUGGGCGAACCGUACUCUUCGAUGGAAUUGGUCAGUUUUAUGUCCUGCUCAAAGGGUUACAUGGGCGAGUGUGGUUUGCGCGGUGGUUACGCCGAAGUGAUCAACAUGUGCCCGCAAGUUAAAGUGAACUACUUGAAAUCGGUUAGCGCAAUGUUGUGCUCGACGGUUAUCGGCCAGGCUUGUAUGGAUACGGUCGUAAAUCCACCGAGAAAAGGAGAGCCCAGUUACGAAAUGUACAUGAAGGAAAGACAAGCAGUAUUAGACUCAUUGAAUAUUCGCGCGAAGAUGGUCGUCGAUGCCUUCAACUCAUUCGAGGGUUUCAGCUGUAAUCCCGUGCAGGGUGCAAUGUACGCGUUUCCAAGAAUCACGCUACCACCGAAGGCGAUCGAAGCCGCGAAGAAAGCCAAUCAACAUCCCGACGUAUUUUACGCCUUCCAGCUGCUCGAAAGGACGGGAAUAUGCAUAGUGCCGGGAUCGGGCUUCGGCCAGCAACCGGGAACAUUCCAUUUCCGUACGACCAUUUUGCCACAACCCGAAAAAUUAAAAGCGAUGUUGGAGAAAUUCAGAAACUUUCAUUUAGAAUUUGUCGAAGAAUAUAAAUAAAAUAACGGAUUUUUUUUUACUUUUUUAAAUAAUUAUUUGUAAAUUUGCCAUUAAGUAUAAGGUUGUGCUUAAUAGUCGUUUAUGUAUGACAAUAAAUAUCUAUUGUAUCGUU
Photinus pyralis (common eastern firefly) is the source of this 2121-nucleotide messenger RNA. Its product is annotated as alanine aminotransferase 1. Bases 390 to 2009 code for a protein of 539 amino acids. NCBI's taxonomy places the organism in Eukaryota, Metazoa, Arthropoda, Insecta, Coleoptera, Lampyridae. The record is from RefSeq and is a predicted model, not a curated record. Gene Ontology annotation, molecular function: L-alanine:2-oxoglutarate transaminase activity; pyridoxal phosphate binding. The transcript has 6 exons. Gene Ontology annotation, biological process: biosynthetic process.